AUGACUUCGUUGCAUGUAGCAGUCUGUCCUUUACCUUUAUCGCGAAAUCAAUUAUAUCAACGAUUAAAAGAAAUCUCUCGUAAAGUCAAUACGAAUCGUGGAAAUGGUAGCAUUAAUAGCUUAAAGUUACUGCCUGGAUUAGAAGAUGCCAAGAUUCGCGACUGCGUAAUCGGACCCAAGCAUAUUGGACUGUUAUUUGAGGAUGGAAGUAUUUGUCGCGUUAGUUAUAUAAUCCAUGCUGAACUUUUACGUGAAGAUUGUCCAAGUCGCAACGCAUCUCAUCUUGGUUCAGAUACAAAAGCGACAACUAGUGGAACGACAGAAACUGGAGGAUCUUCAAGAUCGUCAACGUCUUCUCGAAAUACAGCUAGCGUUAAUGUAUGGCCUUCCAGUGGUGUAAGAGCUAGAGUAAUGAGACGCAAUCGUGAUAGUCUUUUAAGGCGGCCUUUCCUUGCGUCUUAUCGGAACGUAUUACCAGUUAAUUUAGUCCCUGAUGACUUAAUUGAGCAGGUCCAAGGUGUAUUGCAAGACAAAUCUCGGCAGGUGAUAAUAAGAGAACUACAACGAAGUAAUUUGGAUGUAAACGUUGCAGUUAAUAAUCUUUUAAGUCGCGAUGAUGAUGAUGAUACUGGAGAACCAGAGGAUAGUACAGAGUAUACCUUAGCAGACGAAAUGCUAUCAGAUAAUGCAUCCUUUUUCGAUGAUGGUGGAUUUAUAUUUGAUAGUGAUUUUGGUGAUGAUAAUCUAACUAAUAAUGUACAUAUACGCCCAAGUACUAGUCGCGGUGGAAGUUACCGACAGAGCUUACGUCGCGAUCCUAGUAAUACCGCUGAAAGGGAAGAAUCCUCCAAGUUAAUGCGUUCCUUUGAUGAUUUAAGUGAUGCGACGUCGUCCAACAAUUUAACCGAUAGAAAUAUAGACGAUAUAUCUGAUCUAGUCCAAUUCAAUCAUGUUCAAUGGUGGUUAGCUGCUGACAAUACAAAAGAAAAAGACUUUACUCACAUAGCCGCUCUGCAUUCCGAAUUAAUAGCUGUAAAUUCUUCUGGUAAAUUAUUCCAAUGGAAAUGGUCGGACAAGCAUCCUUACAAAGGCCAAACUGAUGAAAAUAUGAGGCAUCCACGUACAGCUGACCUAGACUUAAAAAAUGAAGUUAUUGUUCUAGUAGCUGCCAAUUCUAUCCGAGCUUCUGUUGCUACCCUUUCUGGAAAGGUUGCAACAUGGGUAGACGAUUGUGUUCACUAUUUUGCCAAUAAAAUUGAACAUCCUGCAAGAAAAUUUAGAGAAUUUGAAGAUAAUCCUAUAAAAUCUUUACAAGUGUGUCCUUUAUACACUUGUGUACAACUAUCAUCUGAUGUAGUGAUGUGGUGGGGAAUUCCACCUUUUGCUGUACGUAAGAAGAUAAUUGAGAAAGCUAAACUUAGGUUAAAGAAGGCUAAGUCAUCAUGCGAGCCUUCAUCUAUAACUGUUGGGUCUAUGGUUCGUUUCUCUGGUAAUCCAAUUUAUAAUCAUGGAGCUAUUGCUAUCAAUAUUUCAUCUGGAAAGCCAAAAAUUGGUCAACUGCUCGAAAGCGCUUGGAAUAUGGAUGAUAAACGUCGAUUCAGGAUACUACCGUACAAUUUUGUUGAUGCAGAUCUAGAAAAUGAUGAUUCACACGCUCAGUUUAAAUCAGAAUCUUCAAAACGUUAUCGUGAUGAUAGUGAAUUUAUGGAGGAAAUAUGGGAUAUUAAGAAUGCUAUAUUCGUAGAAGCUUCAAUGGAGCCACCAGUUGGUCAAGUUAUGAAGAUCGAUGGAGGAUUUGCCAUAGUGAAAGUUAAUUCACGGCAAGAUGACAGUAAAAGUGCAGAUGAUGGCGAUACUCAAUUAUAUUUAGAGACUAUGCUUCUUAGAAGUUGUCGUCUAUUGCCACUUGGCGAUUUACAGCUUACCAAAACACCGUAUAGCUGUAGGUGUGUUGAUAAAAUUCAACGAGUUCCUAAAUUACUUCCUCCGUCUAAGGGUCGAAUAGUUGCGUUAAGUGCUAAUUGUAACGGCAUUUUACAAGUUACAAGAAGUGAUGGAAAAUUAACUUAUAGCCGAUUCAACUUGGACAACGGACGAAGUCAUACUCUUUGUACUAUACCAACGGAUAUGAUUCAAGUUGAAGAGCACAAAGAAAAAGCAACCAUGCUCAGUAUCGAUCAGGAAUGGAACUGUGUCUUACGAGAUAGCCUUGGUGCCCUAUUUCCUUUAUCUGUUGUUGCUGGACAGAACAUUAAAGAUAGUGAUUGGCUGAACUUACCGCCAACCCGUUCUAUUGCUGUUGGAGUAAAUUUCAUGGAACGAAGCAUUCAUAGCAUCAAUAACCCCAUUGCUUUAAUUGCCAUGGUAAUGGAUAACCAGAAACUGAUGUCUUAUAUAUUAGAAUCCGAUUAUCGCAGUGUAAGGCAAUUAUUAGAUGAAGUUGACCGCAUAUCAGACCCGGAAAGCAAGCAAAAUUACAUCAAAAGUUUGCUACUGGAGCAUUGUGAUGGGAAACGUAAUAUAUUGCAUAUGUGUGCGAGUAUGUGUAAAGCAACCGCCGAAGAAGAUAGACGUCAAGCUGAUCAAAGUACACCUGUAAAUCCUUCCUCAUCUUAUUCUGGACCUUAUUUACUUGCCAAUCUGCAUCGAUCGACUUCAUUUCCAUCAUCUCGAACUGAUAGUGUUGAUAGACUCAUUUCGUCUCAUAUGGAUGAAGAUAUGUUCGUAUCAAGCAGGCAUGAAACUAUUUCAAGCCAUCGCGACGAAAUUUCUUCACUUCUUGGAUUUAUGAAUGAAUCUUCGUCGUUACCGGGACCGUCAGUCAGAGAAGGUAUGAAAAGUCAAGGUAGUUCUAAAACUAGCGAUUACAGUCGUAGAGAACAAGAAAUGGUAACUUCGAACUCCUUUGAAAGUAGCAAGGAAUUUAAUACUUCUGCUGCCAUUAAAUGCUUGUCGUUAAUUUGCAAAAACGAUGCUUUAAAACCGUAUCUUGGGCUAUUGUUAUUAACGAGAGAUGCACAUGGUUAUACACCGUUUAUGUUGGCAGUACAUCUACGUGCGUACAAAGCAGCCCUUAUCUUGUUCGACUUAGCUAAGGAAUUAGCUGAAAAACAGGAUGAUAGCAAGGAAGUUUUACGACAGAUCAUUUGCCCUUCGGAAACUACUACAGAUUGCUCACCUAUUUAUAACAUAUGCCUAAAUGAUUGCUGCUCUUUUACUUGGACUGGUACAGAACAUAUCAAUCAGGACGUUUACGAAUGUCGCACAUGCGGACUCGUAGAUACUCAUUGUUGUUGUACUGAGUGUGCUCUCAUUUGUCAUAAAGGACAUAACUGCGUAUUGAAGAGUUCUCCGUCGUCUGCUUACUGCGACUGCUUAGAGAAAUGUAAUUGUCAAAUUCAAGUUGCCGGUAGCCAAGGAGAUCGCUUAAGACUUUUACAGAGAUUAAUUGCUGAAACAGACCUAGUGCGAUUGCCAAAUGAAAGGGGAGAGCAUAUUCUUUUAUUUGUUCUUCAUACUGCUGUAAGACAGGCUAAUUCUCACCAUCAGUUCCGCAACCGCCCUCAUGAUAGACGGCUUAGACAUAGUAAAAGUUUACGAUCUCUCUCGGGUACAGUUGUAAAUAAGGAUAUGGGUCCUUUAUUAGAACCACCAAAAUUCGCUGCCAAAGCACUAGAGCUACUAUUACAGGAUUGGACGUCUGUUAUGUCAUUAAUCAUGCCAGAAGCAGUCAAUGUCAUUUUUGAUGAAGGUACGAAGAUGAAUAAGCCUCACUCCACGGAUUACCCUUUUCUCGCAAGAGACGAACAAAAAGCUUUUCUUUCAAGUCAAGAUAAUUCUGUUCGUUUGGACUGUUUUACUUACUAUCUGACUGUAAAGUAUAAUACGAACGAAUGCAAGGCAUUAGAACAUCUACUACGAACGAUUAUCAAAUCAAUUGAGAAUCCUAUAACUACUGUUGAGGCUGAGAUAGUUGCUAAAAGGUUUGUCAGAUCCGUUGCCCGUAUUUUCGUUGUAUUGUCAGCGACACCGGAUGCCGCAAAUGUCUUUAGAAUUCCUUUACGAAAGUGCCGUAGCGUUUUUCAAUCGCUGCAUAUCUUUGCAGUAACAGAGCUAGCUAAGGCUGCAGACUCAUUGAUAGCACCAGUUCGAUUAGGAAUUGCUCAACCUGCUUGGUUAACGGUUUUAACUAGCCAUGUUGACGCUGCUCAAUUUAUCGAAAAUUUGUUCGUAACUGAGCCUUUCACAGAGGGUUCUACAGCUGGUGGUAGUCGUACUGAUGGUAAUGAUACUUCAAAUCCCUCAUUUAAUGAUAGUCUCAAUAAUGAUCAACAUGCAUCUCAAGAAAUAAGAGAUCCAGUCAUUGAAAUAGACCAUGCAAAUAUACGGUCAGAUGCAGAUAAUACUGAAAGAAGAAAUACUCAUGAUCUGACAUCUAGCGUCAGUAAUGAUACAUUAGCAUCACGAGCUCCUAUGGCUGUGGAAGAACUUAUUGAUACAGAUAGCGACGCAAGUAGUCCACAUGAACAAUCUAGGGAGUUAAGUAGGAGUGCUGAUAUAGCGAACGAAGGGAUUCAAGUUGAUAACAGUUCUAAUAAUGAAUCUGAAAUGGAUCUUGGUAUGCUUGAAGAGAUUGAUAGUGAUAGUAGUGACAGUGUUGUCCUCCGGAUUGAAUCCGCGUCAGCAACAACUUCGCGGAUGCAUGUUCAAAAUGAUAUCGAUUCCAAUAUGGUUUAUUAUUCUGACGAGGAGGACGAAUCUUCUUCGUCAGAAGCAUUUGAAGAGCCUGAUGAGUUACCAGGACGGCCUCAAAGUCGACGAAUGAUGAGAGGCAAUACUGAUGCGCCUAUUUACAAUAUUUCUAGAUCGAUUAGAGAGCCUCAUGUAUUACAAUGGGCUGUAAAUGCAACGGCUCAUCCUCAACAAGGUGGUCACAUAAUUACACCAAAUUCUAUAUUAUAUCCUGAUUCUAUUCGUACCGGCAAUUCUGGCAAUUCAAAUAAUAGUAACCGUGAUAGUAUCUCUUCUAUAGCCAACUCAAAUUCUAGUUAUAUAGCAAAGAUGUUCGCUGUGACUGUUCGUGAGGUCACAGAUCUGCUGGUUACAUUAACGAAUUUGAAGAAAACAAAGUGCAUUAAAUCUAGAUCAAAUACUAUAUUACCUGUUGAUGAAGUAAACUUAGUAGAUUUACAAGAAAAAGUUAAGGGGUGUCUAUCACAAUCAUGGCGUUGGAUUGUAGAUGUGAUGGAUAACACAGAAUCACAAUUAAGGUUUGGAGUUUCUUUACUGUUAGCAACUGAUAAAAAGCAUCCAAUGCAUCCAUUAAAUCCAGAUUAUCAACAAAAGUUGAUAGCAUCUAGUCGACGUGAUCGAGCUUCAAACAGAGAUACAGGUCAUCUAUGGGAGUCUAGCUAUCGGAGGGCGAGACUUGAAGCUAGUAAUUUGUUUGCCUCAAGCCGUCAUGACGUUUUGAUAUAUGCGCUCUCCUUGAUGCGUUCCAAUAAUUAUGAACAUAGAGAUACCAUUCCUUUCAUGGAUAUUUCUUCUAUGAAGCAUGUAGCUUAUGUUUUCGACGCUAUAAUGUAUUUUCUUCGCCAUGAUAUUAGAAGUUUAUCUACAGAGGAUGAAAAUAAUACUCGUGUUAGUUAUGAAGUAAGCAACCGUACCAGUUCUUCUGGGGCUACAAUUAAUGUGAAAGAAGUAUCCGAUACAUCUAAAGUUUACGAAAGCCGCGUACGAAAGAAUAAACGUUUUUUCCGAAGAACGAACUCCACGUUGCACUUAGGAUCGGAACCGGCAGAUCCUUUCAAGACACCUAUGAACAUUGCAUUGCCAUUAGCUGAGAAACCUCAUUUACUCAGUCCUUCAGUAUUAAAACAGGACUUAUUCAGUUCAAGCAUUGAUACUAGAGAUUGCUUUAACUCUAACCGUAGUGUGUCUGUGGAUCUUAAUUUAUCUACAAGAUUACAAAAUCAACAUGGCGAUUGUGGCACUGAUUUUAACGAAAUGAAGCCUGAAUGCUGGCUCGGACGAUGGAAGCUUACAGUUGAAUUAUUUAGUCGUGCUUUUAUGGAAGAUAUUGGUUGUCAGCCAGAUUCUGUCUUGACGGAAUUAGUUUCUUUCGAUAUCAAAGAAGCUGCUUUUAGACGCGAAAUGGAAAAACAUAAAAAUUUACAAACACGAGAUUUAGUCAUUGAGGUUGAAAGAGACGGAGCGGCAAUGAUAAAGCAAACCGUUAUAAGUUUAAACGACUUCUAUAAGAAGCAUCAAACACUAGAUCAACCGUUGGCAGUCCAUAGAGUUAAGGCCUCGUUUAAAAACGAACCGGGAGAAGGAAGCGGUGUCGCUCGCAGCUUUUAUUCUGGCAUUGCUGAAGCAUUCCUAUCAAAUGAAAAAUUACCUGUAUUGAAUGCAGGGUCAAGUAGUAGCAGGGAUGUAAAUCUUGGUAACGAUCGGCGUAGAGGCAGGAAUUAUUUCGUAUCCACGAACAGAAUUAGAGAUGUACAAAGCUAUCCGUUAUCUUACGAUGCUCCCUCAUUCGAUCCAACGAAGUAUAGUCAUCUUGAGAGUGUAAUAUAUAACUCUAGUGAAAAACAGGUCCUCGGUAAAAGACUUUUUGAGAAGAUUAGAGCUUUUCAUCCUGAACAUGCUGCUAAGAUUACGGGCAUGCUUUUGGAACAUGCUCCUACUCAAAAUUUAUUGGCAUUAUUUUCUGACGAAAAUUAUCUACGUCAACGUAUUGAUGAAGCUAUAUCCAUUAUAUGUUCUCAUCAAAGUGAAACUGAAGAUAACAGCUCUCAUCAAAAUAGCAAAGACAAUGAACCUCUAUUUUAUCAACCGGGCAAGGUCGGUUUCUAUUCGCCUCGCCCUGGAUCUAAUAGCCUUACGAGGUUGAAUCUUUUCAGAAACAUAGGAAGAAUUAUUGGCUUGUGCUUGCUUCAAAAUGAAGUCUCAACGCUAACAUUUAACCGUCACGUUCUAAAAGUAUUGCUGAAUAGAGACGUACAAUGGCAUGAUCUAGCAUUUUUCAAUGCCUCGCUAUAUGAAAACUUACGGCAAUUGAUAAUGGCUGGCAAUAAAGAUAAUGCGGAGCAGUAUUUCAAAGAAAUGGAUUUACGAUUUGUUAUCAAUUUAUCUCAGGAAGAAGGUGGAAAAGAAGUUGAAUUAAUUGAGGGUGGUUCCGGAAUUUCUGUUACACCAGAAAACGUUUACGAAUAUGUUGAAUUAUAUGCUAUGCAAAAAAUGUACUUUUGUAUGCAGAAACCUUUGGAUGCGAUGCGAAAAGGAAUAUUUGAUGUGAUUCCGCAAAAUGCGUUUAAAAAUUUAAAUACCGAGGAUUUGCGCUUACUUUUGAACGGUAUCGGAGAAGUUGAUGUAAAGUGGGUUAAGAGACAUACUUCCUUCAAUGAUGAAAGCAAAGGAUCCUCUGGUAAUGUGGAAAGGCUUAAGCGGUGGUUUUGGUCUAUUUUUGAGAAAAUGAGUACUGAAGAAAAGAGAGAACUGUUGUAUUUUUGGACCUCCAGUCCCGCAUUACCUGUAAGCGGAGAAGGUUUUCAACCGUUACCGACAAUAACGAUAAGGCCAUCAGAUGAUCAACAUUUACCGACUGCUAAUACUUGUAUUUCUCGAUUAUAUCUUCCGUUAUAUUCAAGCAAAGCUAUACUGAAAUCUAAACUGCUUAUGGCUAUUAAAAUCAAAGUUUUUGGCUUUGUAUAA
Trichoplax adhaerens is the source of this 7716-nucleotide messenger RNA. RefSeq lists its product as uncharacterized. The coding region runs from base 1 to 7716 and encodes 2571 amino acids. Gene Ontology annotation, cellular component: nucleus. The transcript has 44 exons. Lineage: Eukaryota; Metazoa; Placozoa; Uniplacotomia; Trichoplacea; Trichoplacidae. The record is from RefSeq and is a predicted model, not a curated record. Gene Ontology annotation, biological process: protein polyubiquitination; regulation of double-strand break repair. Gene Ontology annotation, molecular function: RNA binding; ubiquitin binding; ubiquitin-protein transferase activity.